AUGCAGUUCAUUUAUCAUCGUGAUCGUGAUACAGAAGUUGAAAAUCUUUUUGUGCACGUGGAAUUAGAUCAUUAUCACAUUCCAAGAGCGCCUUCUAUUGUCGUUAUGGAAUUAAGCGUAGAGAAAGGACAGGAACAACAAAAAGAAACAUGUUCUUUUCCAUUCGAAUCUGACGAAUUUUCGAAUUAUAUAUGUGAAAAUCAAGACAUCUCUCUUUGUAAUUUUAAAGAUCAAUUACAUGACAAAGGAACAGAUAAAGAGGAGUCUAUUUCAACACCAACCAAUACAAUGGCAGAAUAUGAAAAAUCUCAAUUGAUGCUAAAUGUUCAAGAUGUUGAAAAUAUUUCAGCGGUCAUAUUGAAUAUUUUUGAUUCUUUGGGACGAGAUAGAGGAGGAGAAGAAGGAGGAACAGAAGAUAACCAAUCAUAA
Molecule: messenger RNA, 429 nt
Organism: Ambispora gerdemannii
Lineage: Eukaryota; Fungi; Glomeromycota; Glomeromycetes; Archaeosporales; Ambisporaceae
Source: the annotation of a GenBank genome assembly